AUGAAUCAACCUCAGCGCCUACAGCCUAUUCCUCCACCCCAACUUACAGCCGCUCAAAAGGAUCUAUUCGACAAUAUUGUUGCGUCCAUUAGCAAAGACUUGGAUGCUGGCCAUUCUUUCAUCACGCAAAAUGAAGAGGGUGCCUUUGUUGGGCCAUUUAAUAGCUGGAUUCAUUCACCCAUUACCGGAGCUGCAAUAUGGAAUCUAAUCAAGGAGAUGAAACGGGACGAGAAGCUGCCUCAGAAUCUACGACAAAUUGCUAUUGUCACGGCUGGGUCACAUUUUAAAGCCAAUUACGAAGUCUAUGCUCACGCUUCAAUGGCGCGACAGUACUUUUCUGAGGAGCAAGUUGAUGCUCUAUCCAAUGGUCUACUUCCGCAGGGGCUCCUGUUAGAAGAGCAGCUAGUUUAUAGGGUUACAAAGGCAUUGGUCAAAGGGGGGCCUCUAGCUGACGAUUUAUACGCCGAGGGGAUUUCCAUUCUUGGGCAAGACAAGGUCAUUGAACUCAUCUUUCUGAUUGGGCUGUAUUCGCUGGUUUCCAUGUGUCUAAAUGGAUUUAAUGUACCUGUACCAGCUACACCUCAGGACUAG
Messenger RNA from Trichoderma atroviride IMI 206040, 591 nucleotides. RefSeq lists its product as uncharacterized. NCBI's taxonomy places the organism in Eukaryota, Fungi, Ascomycota, Sordariomycetes, Hypocreales, Hypocreaceae. The record is from RefSeq and is a predicted model, not a curated record.